CACACUCGCACCGGCUCUCUACAGAUUUAACUCCAGAUUUCUAACCGGUGACUCAAUUCCCUGAGCGAGAGGUGGAACACAGUAAAAAAAAAAAAAAAACACACACACACACACACACAGAGGAGUUUGUGGAUAUCUGACUGUUGUGGACUGACUCUUUGGAAGCUGUUCCUGGAUUAAUCCUUUUUAAUCACCGGGAAUAUUAGAGCUUCUUCUUCUUCUUUCCCCUUCCAGGAUCUGUCCAGGACGGUGAGAAAAUGUUUUCUCCAAGGAGUGUAAGGAUGCAAGCAGUUGUGUGCUGCACGCUGCUGUUUAUUCUCGGAGCUGUUGGAGAAGUGAGUGUGGUCCGAGGCUGUUCGGGGCCGUGCUCGUGCCCCCCGACGUCCCCUUCCUGCCCGGUGGGAGUGAGCUCGGUGCUGGAUGAGUGUGGCUGCUGUAAGGUGUGUGCACAGCAGUUUAACCAGGACUGCGGCCCAGACAAACCCUGCGAUCACAUUAAAGGCCUGCGCUGCCACCUAGGGGCCGGAGGAGACCCGCAACGUGGCCUGUGCAGGGCUGAAGUUCAGGGUCGGCCGUGUGAGUUUGGCGGUCACGUGUACCAGCACAGUGAGGAUUUCCAGCCCAGCUGUGAGCACCAGUGCAGCUGCAUGGACGGUGUAGUGGGCUGUAUGCCGCUCUGCCCUCACCGCGUACCCCUGCCCACCUGGCACUGCGCUAACCCCCGUUUAGAGAUCCCACCGGGCCGCUGCUGCGAGGAGUGGGUGUGUGACGACGACAAUCACAUCAAUGAAGAACCCCGUGACUCGCUGCCUGCACAACCACACAUGAACCACAUCAACAAACUUCUGUACACCUUCAGCUACAAGUCCAGAGCAGGAGACGCCUUCCAAGAGUGGACAUCACUGCCCGUGUCCCAGAUUCCUUUCCCGUCCUCCGAGUGUGAUCCUCAGAGCACAGACUGGUCCGAGUGCUCCGCAUCCUGUGGCUUCGGCGUCUCCAGUCGUGUCACCAACAUGAACCCGCAGUGUAAACUCAUCCGAGAGACGCGUCUCUGUCAGAACCAUGAGUGUGACACUGUGCCAGCUGUCAGGAAAGGGAAGAAAUGCAGACGGGUGCUGAGGUCCCGAGAGCCGGAGCACAUCUCGUUCGGUGGCUGCACUACGCUGAGGCGGUAUCGUCCCAAAACAUGUGGCUCGUGCGCUGAUGGCAGAUGCUGUCGUCCGUCCGAGACUCGCACCGUACGCCUGCACUUCCGCUGUCCCGAUGGAGAAAGCAUCACACGCAACGUCAUGUGGAUCCAACGCUGUGGCUGCAGCAAGAGCUACUGCAGCGCCAACGGAGACAACUCGCCUCCUUCUGUUAGCCUGCACAACGACAUCCACACUUUCUCACACUGAUCAUACGCACACACGCGUCACGGUCACAGAACCAUCAUUAAAAGAGGAGUUUGAUGAUUAAAAAAAAAAAAACAUUUACACAAUUUUGACUUAAGACAUAUCUGGUGUCUGAAUUUUGCUAAUUUUUUUUGCGCUGGAACUACGACGCUAAUUCAGCCAACAAAUAACAAAAAUUCCUCCUGUAGUUAUUUCUGAUGUCCUUUAAAGCUAAAUAAAAUUGAAACAAAACACUGUGGCAGAGUGCGUCCCAUCACUCUGAGGCACAUCACUAUCCGAUCCGACAAUCCCACUCGGUAAUUUUAGAGUCAGAUCCGCAGCACAGGCAGGCUUACAGAUUUAAAUCCAGACGUCAGUAUUGUAGUCGAGUCGCUAAACCUCGAGUCCGAGUCCAGUCUCAAGUCCCCAGUGUUCAAGUCCGAGUAAUUAAAGAAAAUUUCGAGUCGAGUCCGAGAACAAGACUCCAUCCACAACAUUUGACGGUAGCUGUUGCUGCCUUUAUGCAAAAGCAUCUCUGCGACUGUGUCGGACUAACGUUCCUGCUCGACUGCACCAUUUUAGUUAACAGACUACAGAUAAAAAGCUUGUUCAUCGCUCAGCAAGCCCCGCCCACUAUCAACAGAGCAAUGAACAUGAGAGAGGGUUAACACUAGCUAGUUCAUCGCUCAGCAAGCCCCGCCCACUAUCAACAGACCAAUGAACAUAGCGUGUCACUUCCUUCUCUGGGUGGAGUCUUACCAAAUGAUGAUUUUUAAAGAUAUUUUUGGGGGGCUUUUUUUCACCUUUAUUGGAUAGGACAGUGUAGAGACAGGACAGGAAAUGAGUGGGAGAGAGAGACGGGGAGGGAUCGGGAAAUGACCUCGGGUCGGGAUUGAACCCGGGUCCCCGGAUUUAUGGUAUGGCGCCUUAGCCACCUGAGCCACGACGCCCCCCCCCCCCAAAUGAUGAUUUUAGUUCGAGGUUGUCCCCGUCGUCUCCUCGAUAGUUCUUCUACAUAUGGAACACAUAGCAGUGCAUUUUUUUUCCCCACUGCAUGAGAAGUCUGUAUAAGCAAAGCGGACGAUCCUAGAAACGUCACUCCAGGCAUUUUAGCGCCGUUAACGUUAGUUUGUUCCUGAACAUGACGUAUGAACAGGUGAAUGUGCAUUCUCUUGUAUGAAAUUAGUAUAAAAAUUAAUGUAGAUAUAAAUAUAAAUAUCUCAUGCCAAAUUAUUAUGGCAUGUUACAAAAAAAUAAAUAAAAAAUCAGAGUCAUCGUCUCCAGUUUACGAGUCCGAAUACAGUUAAUGCACGAGUCCGAGUCAUCAGUGCUCAAGUCCAAGUUGAGUCACAAGUCCUUAAAAUUAGGGCACGAGUCGGACUCGAGUACUACAAGCCUGCCAGAUGUGCUUUUGCCGUAGAUGAACACGGCGUUCAAACUUCUCAGACGCUGCUACAGACAUCAGCUUCUUCUUCCAUGGAAAGCUGCUCACUGAGCGAUAAGCACAGCUCUGUUGAUGGGCAUGAGCUUAUACAUCUUUAAAUAAAUACAAGCACAGCAUAACCUCAAAAAGCAUAAAGCUGGAAAUAUACAGUAAUUUGUAGCCUGUGUUUGGCAACGUGGUUAACUGAAGCGUAAGUUGAUGCGUUCUUUGCUACAAACUAAAAAGAAUUGUGGAAUUAUGGAAAAGAUGACUAAUCGACUCGCUUUUUUAAACGACGUUCACUAGUAAAAAAUUAAUGCUACCAGGCACCAAACAUGCCUUCAGUAAUUGACUACAUUUAAAAAAAAAAUGUGUAAAUGUGUUUUUUUUUUCAACAUAAUGCUCUCCAUAUGUUAAGACAAGCACAUGAUGACAUGUCCACCAGGAGAGGACACUCACAAAACUCCACCUUCUCCAUAACUCCAUCCACACAUCAGUGUAGAACUUGCACUUGUUCUUUAUGCGGAUCUACAAAGCAGUCGUUUGUCCUCCUGCUUCACCUCCGCCAACCAGAGAACGUGUUCGAGAUCACUGUCUAUCUUUCUGCCGAGUGUGUGAGAGUGUUCGAGUGUGAUUUCUACUGAGACACGAACCUGCACAACUCAGCUACUGGACUUCUGGACACCAGGUCCUGCUGGGACCUGAAAUGUCGGUUGCUUACCGUAUUUUCCGGACUAUAAGGAAGGUGUAGCCAGAAAUUAAUCUGAGUAAGAAAUGAGGAAACCAAUUCAACCAACGUCAAUCAAUACCAGGUUAACAAUGUAAAUUUUUUUGUUCAUUCCUUUUUGUGUCAGUAACUGAGAUUUUAAAAAUAAAACACGACUCGUUCUUGGAUUAUCGUUUCACAGUCCAGGCAGGAGAAAUGACAAACAAAUCUUUUUCCUCCUUCGCACUUCUCAUCUCAUCUCAUCUCAUUAUCUGUAGCCACUUUAUCCUGUUCUACAGGAUCGCAGGCAAGCUGGAGCCUAUCCCAGCUGACUACGGGCGAAAGGCGGGGUACACCCUGGACAAGUCGCCAGGUCAUCACAGGGCUGACAC
Neoarius graeffei (lesser salmon catfish) is the source of this 3894-nucleotide messenger RNA. It is a transcript of the gene ccn1l2, whose product is annotated as cellular communication network factor 1, like 2. The transcript has 5 exons. NCBI's taxonomy places the organism in Eukaryota, Metazoa, Chordata, Actinopteri, Siluriformes, Ariidae. Gene Ontology annotation, cellular component: extracellular region. Gene Ontology annotation, molecular function: protein binding. Gene Ontology annotation, biological process: signal transduction. Bases 258 to 1397 code for a protein of 379 amino acids. The record is from RefSeq and is a predicted model, not a curated record.